AUGAAAAUCCUUCUUUGUGAAGAAGGGGGUAGCAGUGAAAGGGGAAAGGAAAGGAGAAAGGAAAGGAAGAAGGGAGGAAGAAGAAAAGGGGGACACCAUUUCUCGGCUGGAAAUCGAGAACCCCACCACACUUGGAGCCGGCUGUUUGGAGGAAUAGAGAAACAACCCAUCAUCGUUGGAACUACGACCAACAGCAGCAGCAAAGGCUGCCUGCUUUCCGUUGUUUCUCGGCACCAACAGCAGCAGCAAAGGCUGCCUGUUUUCUGUUGUUUCUCGGCACCAGCAGCAGCAGCUAGGCUGCCUGCUUCCCGUUGUUUCUCGGCACCAACAGCAGCAGCUAGGCUGCCUGCGUUUCCGUUGUUCCUCGUCCAGCAACAAAACAGCAGCAAAACAGUAGCAAAAACAGCAGCAAAAACAGCAACAAAACAGCAACAAAAACAGCAGCAAAACAGCAGCAAAAACAGCAGCAAAAAUAGCAAUAAAACAGCAGCAAAACAGCAACAAAAACAGCAGCAAAAACAGCAACAAAACAACAGCAAAACAGCAGCAAAAACAGCAACAAAACAGCAGCAAAACAGCAGCAAAAACAGCAGCAAAACAACAGCAAAAACAGCAGCAAAAACAGCAACAAAACAGCAGCAAAACAGNACAGCAACAAAACAGCAGCAAAACAGCAGCAAAAACAGCAGCAAAACAACAGCAAAAACAGCAGCAAAAACAGCAACAAAACAGCAGCAAAACAGUAGCAAAAACAGCAACAAAACAGCAGCAAAACAACAGUAA
Molecule: messenger RNA, 783 nt
Organism: Cynara cardunculus var. scolymus (artichoke)
Lineage: Eukaryota; Viridiplantae; Streptophyta; Magnoliopsida; Asterales; Asteraceae
Product: ras-interacting protein RIP3-like
Exons: 2
Coding region: 1-783 (260 amino acids)
Source: RefSeq, a predicted model, not a curated record